GUCGUGAUUUUUGCUGAUCGUAAUACUGUGUAUGUAUGUGUGUGUGCGCGCUUUUAUCACACUGAUAUAAUAUCAUAAACAAUUUGCACACUUUUUGAUCAUGUUGAGACACGUGAUUGUCUUCGGUGCUUUAUGUUUUUUGGUCAUAGCUGAACCACCGAUUCAAGGAAUAAAAUCGACAAACGUGAUAGGCAGUGCAGAUCAACAUACUUCUUUCAGUUUUAUCAGGCCAGGAUUAACGCAAACGUCGUACGCAUUUAACGGCCCAAGCUCGCAUCAAUCAUUUGCUUCUAGCAUCGGCAACCCGCAAUUAGCGCAAAGAGUCUUACCAAGUUUAGCACAUGCUCUCGCUUAUAAACAUCCUGGCCUAGGAUAUUAUCCAUUAGGUUCCGUUGCAAACGGCUAUGGGGUUGUUCCGACUUUUGCAACUCCCGCUACCGCACCGUUAGCUUAUCAAUCCACUAUAGAUCCUGCUACCGCUUUAGCAUACAUGCAACAAUUGCAGCAGCAACAACAUGCGUACUCGCAUGCAUUUCAACCAAACAAUAUUUACCAACCGCAAUUAGCGCAAUUGCUCGCGUUUAGACAAGCGCAAUUAGCGCAAGCUCAACAGCUGGGUCAAUUGCAAUCGGAACAGGUGUCUGAGAAGGCUGAAGAACAGAAAUCACAGAAUUUGCUAGGAGUUGCUUACUCGUCUGCUCCGUCGGUGGCGCAUGUAAACGUUUCUGGAAAUGGAUACAAGUUCAACUUCUGAACGUGACAACAAAAAAAUUAACAAACGUGCUUCGCAGUCGGUAGGACUCGAACCUACGCUCCCAGAGGGAAUCUGAUUUCUAGUCAGACGCCUUAACCACUCGGCCACGACUGCUACUUGGGCACGUACUCUUUACUGUUUAAUAAUGUAGUACUUGUUUUAAUUUAGAGAUAGAGAUCAUUUUAUUUAGUUGCUUGCGACUUUUAAAAGUUAACAAAUCUCUGCACCGAAGUAAAAUUAGACAGAAAAACAAUCUCACACUUGUUUUCCGAGUGUGUUCGGAAAAAUAUAUUUCCAAGAUGAGAUACAGAACAUUUCUAAAGAUAGAACGGAGAAAAAAAUGACUUGACUUUUUAGUGGUUAUCGAGCUUGUGUAAUCCGUCUCUCUAGUAAUCCACGCCAGAAAGAGAGAGAUGAAAGGGAAAUAUUGGUCGCGCGCGCGCGUGGACCUUGUAUAUAGCAAUCUUCUUUUCUUUAUAUAUAUGUACGUCCCUUGAUUUGUUCUCUUGAAAAAACGGCAUUGGAUUCGGUUUCGAUGAGUCGACUUCUCCUUUCGUCGAUUUCGAUGAGUCAACUUUUUUUCUCGUUGCUAUAAAGUACAAUAUGUUAAGAUUAGAUAGAAGUUAUUCAGUAAAUUUUAAUAUAAAAAUCAAUUUUGAGACGCGGUCAUGAGAAAUUUCACGAAAAUUCAAUCUUCAGUAUAUUUCAGUAUGAAAAGUGCUGAUUUAUACUGAAAUAUAUCCAGAAACGUUCGCUUCU
Pseudomyrmex gracilis is the source of this 1513-nucleotide messenger RNA. RefSeq lists its product as uncharacterized. The record is from RefSeq and is a predicted model, not a curated record. Bases 101 to 754 code for a protein of 217 amino acids. Lineage: Eukaryota; Metazoa; Arthropoda; Insecta; Hymenoptera; Formicidae. The transcript has 5 exons.